Peromyscus maniculatus bairdii (prairie deer mouse) is the source of this 2027-nucleotide messenger RNA. NCBI's taxonomy places the organism in Eukaryota, Metazoa, Chordata, Mammalia, Rodentia, Cricetidae. The record is from RefSeq and is a predicted model, not a curated record.
CCACGUCCCGAGCUGUGUCGCCGCGCUCCCUCGGGGCGGGUCGGACCAGCGGGCGGGCGGCAAGGACCGGAGCCUGGCGGCGCCCACGACCGAGGCCCGCAAUGGUGAUCUGCUGCGCGGCCGUGAACUGCUCCAACAGGCAGGGCAAAGGCGAGAAGCGCGCUGUCUCCUUCCACAGGUUCCCCCUAAAGGAUUCCAAGCGGCUGAUCCAGUGGUUAAAGGCCGUUCAGAGGGAUAACUGGACCCCCACUAAGUACUCAUUCCUCUGCAGUGAGCAUUUCACCAAAGACAGCUUCUCCAAGAGACUGGAGGACCAGCAUCGCUUGCUGAAGCCCACAGCUGUGCCCUCUAUUUUCCACCUGUCGGAGAAGAAGAGGGGGGCUGGAGGCCAUGGCCAUGCUAGGAGGAAGACCACAGGGACCAUGAGGGGCCACACCAGCGCAGCGGCAGGGAAAGGAACCGUCGCUCCCCCCCUGCCCUCAAGUGAUACCUCCAUGGCCAAGCCCGAGUCCCGAAAGUUGAAGCGAGCUUCUCCACAGAGUGAUGCAACCCCCAAGGCCACCCCAGGUGCUGUGAGUCAGGAGCAGGGGCAGUCCCUGGAAAGAACUUCAGGAGCUGGACUGGCCGCCCCCCUGGCCAGCAGCCGGGAAGAAGCAGAAAUGUCUGCUACAGAGGCUGACCACCAGAAGGCCUCUUCCUCUGAUGACGCAGGCGGGGCAGACAAGAGCGGCAUCUCCAUGGACGACUUCACACCCCCGGGGUCUGGAGCUUGCAAGUUCAUUGGCUCACUUCAUUCUUAUAGUUUCUCCUCCAAGCACACUCGAGAGAGGCCAUCUGUACCCCGUGAGCCCAUUGACCGAAAGAGGCCGAAGAGAGAGACGGAGCCAAGGUGCAGUGGGAAUAGUGUGGCCCAGAGUCCCCCAAGUUCCUCGCUCACAGCAACCCCUCAGAAGGCUUCCCAGAGCCCCUCCGCCCCUCCGACUGAUGUGACCCCAAAGCCAGCUGCAGAGGCCGUGCAGAGUGAGCACAGUGAUGCCAACCCCAUGUCCAUCAACGAGGUCAUCCUGUCGGCCUCGGGGGCCUGCAAGCUCAUCGACUCCCUGCACUCCUACUGCUUCUCGGCCCGGCAGAACAAGAGCCAGGUGUGCUGUCUGCGGGAGCAGGUCGAGAAGAAGAACGGAGAGCUCAAGAGCCUGCGGCAGAGGGUCAGCCGCUCCGACAGCCAGGUUCGCAAGCUGCAGGAGAAGCUGGAGGAGCUGCGGAGAGCCAGUCUCCCCUACCUCCCCUACCUAAGUGGCCUGCUGCCCCCCAGCCACGAGCCUCCCAAGAUGAACCCCGUGGUGGAGCCGCUGUCCUGGAUGCUGGGUACCUGGCUAUCCGACCCGCCGGGAGUUGGUACCUUCCCGACACUGCAGCCCUUCCAAUACCUGGAGGAGGUGCACAUCUCCCAUGUGGGCCAGCCUAUGCUCAACUUCUCGUUCAACUCGUUCCACCCAGACACACACAAGCCAAUGCACAGAGAGUGUGGCUUCAUCCGCCUCAAGCCCGACACCAACAAGGUGGCCUUUGUCAGUGCCCAGAACACAGGUGUUGUGGAGGUGGAGGAGGGUGAAGUGAACGGGCACGAGCUGUGUAUCUCAUCCCAUUCCAUCUCCAGGAUCUCCUUUGCCAAGGAGCCCCAUGUGGAGCAGGUACUUAAUGCUAUGAACUUUCCUCUUAGAACUGCCUUCAUUUUGAUUACUCGAAAAUUCAGACUGAAUUCUGAAGGCAAACUUGAACAGACGGUCUCUAUGGCAACCACUACCCAGCCAAUGACUCAGCAUCUUCAUGUUACCUACAAGAAGGUGACCCCAUAACCUGGAGCAACUCCCAGAGCCUGGGGAGGGGCCUGGCUCCUGCAUCUAGCCCCCCAGUUUAGUAGACAUCCUACGCAGACAUGGUGUGGCCGCAGACUCUGCUCACACAGAACUGUUGUCCUGGUGAUCUUGUAAUGGCACAGAAAACCAAAUAAAAGGCCUUUAUUUUUA